CUGAAUUCGUUGAGUGCGUGCGAGAGUAUGUGCGUACGUGGGGAGCUAGAUCAAAUUUUUGACAAUUUAUGACAUAGAGAAGUGUGCCGAGAGUGAUUUUUAAUAGCAACAGUUAAAUAAAAGUGUAGUAAGUAUUAUUCAUUGAUAAAACGUGAAUGCUCCACUGUUGGAAAGUUGACAAUAAACUUAAAGCAAUGUUCGCGAUAGCGUCCUACUGUCAAUUAAUCUGCCUCUUCCAAUUAUUCUAUCAAAUCAAUAAAAAUUAUACAAUUAUCAAGUCCAAAUCGAUAAGUAUAUCUUAGUUCUAGUUUUACCUUCGAGUGCUUUUGCUGCAUUUAAUAACUUCUGGUCCUCAGAUAGCGGGUUGUAACUUAACCUCGCAAAAUUGAUAAUGGAACUCAACAGUAGCAAAAAGCACAUUCUUUGACUGGCAGUACCCCUUUACAAAUAACAUUUGCAGAAUAUUAUUAAUAUUUACUGCAAACAUCAAAUUCUUCAGAUUUUUGCACACAGUUAAAUGAGUGCUCCAAAAAGACCUUCAGAUGACCAGGAUCCUGAUUACGCCCCAUCAGGACCAACAAAUGCCAAGCAACAGAAGAUCUAUGAAGAAACUGCACGAAAAAAUACGGCAAACAAAAUAAGAGCAAUAGUUGAAAAAGAAUUUGGCAAGGAAAUCGACGACAAGGAAAAGGAAGUUCUGGAAAUACAAAAUCGACUGCAUAAGGCACUGAAGACCUUGCACCUUCUGCGUUAUGUAGUAAUAAAAGACUUUUAUAAUCGUAAAGAAUGCCUUGCAACACAGAGUGCAGAUGCAGCACAAACCCAAAUCCACCCUGCAGUAAAACGUUUAAUUGGAAAAACACCAAAACGCCGCAGCACAAUUGGUCUAGAAGACCCUGGGCCUUCAACAUCCACAAACUUUGAAGGUAUUACUCAAUCGGAAGAUAAAAAUGAAGUAGAAGCAUGUUCUGAACCUUCUGAAAUUGAAAGACGUUUGGGGCAGUUUCCCAAAGAAGAACAGGUGACAAAAUCUGAGGAAAAAAUCUCAGCAAAUCACCUUAGCAACAAUGAAGCUGAUUGUGAACUAGUUAAAAAAGUUCCAAGGUAUAUUCCUCCAAAGAAUAAUGUGACUGCAAAUACUGGUCCUCCGCGUGGGGUCCGUCAUAAAGUGAGGAAGCGGAUAGUGGUUGGAAAUAUUUCUAAAUGGAUUCCCCCAGACUGGAGGGAAGAUGGUGCUAGCCAUAAAUGGAUGAUAUAUGUCCGAGGUAGCAAAGAUGCUCCUGAUAUUACAGAUUUUGUUAGCACAAUCCGGUUUUUCCUACACCCUAGUUAUCAGCCUAAUGACGUGGUUCAAGUUGCUUCUGCACCAUUUCAUUUAUCCCGGAGAGGAUGGGGUGAAUUUCCUGUUAGAGUGCAACUGCAUUUCAAAAACCUCUUGAAUAAACCAAUGGAUAUAAUUCACCACCUAAAGCUAGACCGCACUUACACAGGCCUGCAAACCUUGGGCUCUGAGACAGUUGUAGAUAUCUGGAUCCAUAUGACGAGUUCUCAUGACUCGAAAGAGAAUUUUGAAGAUGCAAUUGCGAGUGGGAGCACUUUGGGAGUCGGUGAGGAAGCGGCAACAGAAAAAAUUAAAGUUGAUUCGUUAAUUAUUAAGGAAGAAAAUCGAAGUGCAGAUGUAAUAGGUGAUUUAGUAAGUGUUCCACAAAGUUCCAUUAAGGUAGAACCUUCUGAAGAUGACUCGGAAGACCAUUUUACUGAAGCCAAUUCAUACCUUGGUACUGAAAAUUGUAUAAACAUGGAGCACAAUUAUGUUAGCAAUUUAUGCAGGACAGAACACACAGAGAUAGUACAUUCAAUGGAAAAUAAUAUUACUAUCAAACAUUCUGUAUCUUCUCUAAAAGAAGAAGACACUGGUAUCAAAACUGCAGACAAUGAUAAUCAUUUAAUUAAUAAUGCUGAAGAUACAGAUGUCACUUCACCGAACGUAGGAAGGAUUUCUAAAGAUAUAGAGGACGAAUGUAGCCCAUCACAGACACUGCAUAACAAUGUUUUCUCUGCAGAAUCUCAACCAGCCAUGCUGGAUAAAAAUGAACCACAUGUUCCAGAAGAGGAGAAUAUCAAGCAACGGACAGAAGCUUUACAACACCAUUCAAGAAAUUUGCUGUACAAUGGGGAUGUGAAUACAUUGCCAAUAAAGCUCGUCAAACGAAACGACAAAUUCUUUUUGAUGACGGAUGCUGCUAAAUUUUCUAACAACAAAGUUGAACUAACAAAAAAAGUAAACUCUGAUGUGGUUAAAAAUAUUCUGGUGAAAAAAAUACAGCCAGGUAAGGUAUCCAUACUGAAAAAUACUGAUAUCAGACUCAGAGAAAUGACUGAGUUAAUAAAUGGACAGAACAGAGCACAAACGAAUGCUCCGCUCACUAGAGAUAGUAGUACAUUAGAUAAAGGUACUGCGGAAUUGGAAUUACAAACUGAUCAAAUAAACUCAUCUAAGAAUGAGUGCAUAUUGGAAAACAACACAAAGAUCGAACUGAAAAGUCAAUCAUUAUUAAAAUGUAAUUCUCAGCAGUUGGAGAUGCAAAAAUUAGCUUCCAGUUUGCGAUCAAUACCUUCCAAAUCAGAGCCAUUGAGAAUAACGAUACCACAACCUUUCGAGUUAAACAAGAAAAGGCAGAUUCUAGUUCUGAAAAAUAAUAAAUUAAUAUCAGUGAAUGCUGGAAAUAACUUAUCACUCACCUCUGUACUUAAUUCCAAACAAACGUCUGACACUAAAACAGAUGGAGCCCUUGUAAAUAAAAAUAAAUUGUCUGUACUGACCACAACUAUGAGACCAAAUGAAGGAACAUCUUUACUUAAACCAAGCGUGAGCAUAUUGAAAAAACCAACCGUCGAUAAUAAUUUGACAAAAGUGGACGCAUCUAAACACAGUAAACCACCGACUAUAUUGAAGAUAAAUCCAUCCAACAGCUUAUUACUAAAUGCCAACUCCAACAUACCCGCUCUGCAAAUUGUAACACCAUUACAUAAUGUGCAAGGAGACAACCGUCUCAUCACAAUACAAAACCCUGUUGGACAAAUGAAACUCAAGAGAUUACCUAAGUAUAUAAAAAUUGAUAGUCCUGAAGACUGUCAACCGCAAAAAGUCAGCGUCACCCUUGGAAAAGAUAAGCACAAAAUUCUCAGUAAGCAGGACACGUAUGAAGAGACUCUCAGAUCAAUCGAAACUAUUGAAAUAAAGGACAUCUUUGGUAUUAUGAGGUACAUCAUGAAAAGAAUGCCACUUGUGACACCGGAAGCAAGAGAUUCAGACUACAGGCAAAUGCACCCAUAUGCUUGUUGCACUCAAGAAGAAUUUUUCAACUUCCCUGUGGGAAAGCAAAGAGCCCAUGAAUGGUACAGAGCAAAAGCAGUGAGAUCUUUAAUUCGAAAAAAAGGUUUUGAAAAUGAGGAACUAUGGAGUACACGAGAGAUAUUACUUUGGGCUAGACACCAUGGCUAUACACCAGUUCAGACCUCACUAUCGAUAGAAGCUUCUAGCAAAACAUGUAAAACCUUAUCUAAUCGUAGCACUGGAAGACCAUCAACUUGCACCGAAUUCUUGGAGUUUACUGAAUGGCUAGAAGACAUCAAGGAUCUAGACAAUCCCAAUGAAGAAAGUGACAUCGAAAUAGACGUUGUUCACAUUUCAGAUACAAAAGUAAAGUCCGAAGUAAAAUCCGAAGAUAUAGACCCUUUGCAAGAUUGUGUUACGUUAGAGGUAGACUCUCCCCUAGAACUACCUUGUGCCUUUGUCAAUGAAACUGCCAGAGCAAUCGGUAUCAAGUUCCAAAAAGAGGAGAUUGUUCCCGGAGUUAAACAUUGUGCCGUCCAACGAGUUAUCGUUGAGGCGAUGCAGUGCCUUAUCGACGAUCUCAUGAGGCGAUCCCUUGCAAAAGCCUGGGAGAGGAGUAGCAAUAAAUGUCCAGAUACAAUAUUAUUGGAUGAUGUUAGAGGAGCUAUAUUGAGCCGUGAAGAAUUUGACGUGUUUACGAACGAAGGAUUAGGAUCGAUAAAAAAUAUUUUAGAAAAUAUGUAAUUCCUUGAUAACAAAUCUCUGCACUCGCGCGAAAAUGCCAAUCAAGUAUUAUUGCAGGAUGAACUGACUCCUCCAGGCGUGCUAUUCAUGUGAAAAUUAAUGUAGGAAAUACCUACCCACGCCGAACUCCCAUUCUCCCAAUUUAUUUUCUAGUAUAAUUAAUAGGUAUCAAUUAACGCAGAUUUACGAAUAACAUAUCUAUAGGUUUUUUUAAAAAUGAAAAUGAAAUAGCGUUCAAUGCUCGAACACCGAACUCACUUCUAAGUGCUACAUAAGCAGAAAUGACUGCAAUAUUUUGUAAAUACCUAAACACGACCAAUUUUAACGUCGUUGUUGAUAAUUUUUUAUUUUCGCAGGCUACAUUUUACGAAACAUCGCGCUCGGUUGCGUUGUAAUAAAAUUGGCAUCGAGCGUUGAUAUGUUUUUUGGAAAAAUAUACAUUAAAUAAUUUUAUCAAUUUUCUUAUCCCAGCCGACAGGAAUGUUAUAAUAUUUUACUUGUAGUUCAAGCCAACUGUAAAUCGGCUUGUAAUAUUGAAGUAGAGGUUCAACUUCGUAGGUCAUUACACCAGUCGCCAUAUACAGCGCGUAUUUCCAAUUGACACUACUUCCAAGUUCCAUGAGCUGUCUACAGAAAACAAUAAUAAGAAUUGUACAAAAACAGUUCGAUUAAUUUUCAGGUUCCAAAGUGUGCGCGUUAUUCAUCUAAUUGUAAGUAAUUUGUGAUACGAUACAUCUGAACCAAAAUACUACGAAAAUUGUAUUUAUUAAUCCACGAUAAUACGGGGCAAAAAUUUCACUGAUCUUUCUUUACCAGUGUUUUAUUUAUUUUUAAAUCAGAGGCAAAAGAAAAAUUGUCCAAUAAAAAUCUAUAUCUUAAUAAACGAGGUAACUGUCAUUUGAA
Messenger RNA from Athalia rosae (coleseed sawfly), 4984 nucleotides. It is a transcript of the gene D12, whose product is annotated as YEATS domain-containing protein 2. Bases 518 to 4081 code for a protein of 1187 amino acids. Gene Ontology annotation, molecular function: histone binding. The record is from RefSeq and is a predicted model, not a curated record. NCBI's taxonomy places the organism in Eukaryota, Metazoa, Arthropoda, Insecta, Hymenoptera, Athaliidae. The transcript has 6 exons. Gene Ontology annotation, biological process: chromatin remodeling; regulation of transcription by RNA polymerase II. Gene Ontology annotation, cellular component: NuA4 histone acetyltransferase complex.